Messenger RNA from Mus caroli (Ryukyu mouse), 2285 nucleotides. NCBI's taxonomy places the organism in Eukaryota, Metazoa, Chordata, Mammalia, Rodentia, Muridae. The record is from RefSeq and is a predicted model, not a curated record.
AUUUUUUUUCUAGAUGAUGCAUCCUAGAGUUUUUGGAAAGUUUGUAGCAUCACAAUACCAGGACAAACAAGAAGAUCCAGAAAUAAAGACAGUCAGUAAAGCAAGGGAACACACCGUUAACAGAAGCACUUUGACUUCCAGGAUGCCUGUGAAGUGGAUUUCUCCUCUGCUCCUGCUGCAGAUGAGUUGCUGUUUCAGAUCCACCAGCUGUGGGAAGGUGUUAGUGUGGCCACUGGAAUUCAGUCACUGGAUGAAUUUAAAGAUAAUACUGGAUGAACUUGUACAGAGGGGCCAUGAAGUCACUGUUCUGAGACCUUCAGCUUCCAUUUUUGUUGAUCCUAAAUAUUCCCCUGGCCUUAAGUUUGAAACUUUUCCUACAGCUCUCAGUAAAGAUGAUCUGGAAUCUUUUUCCAGGAAGUUCGUGGAUAUAUGGACUUAUGAGGUCCCAAAAGAUACAUGCUUAUCAUAUUCUCUGCUUCAAACACUGUUUGAUAAAUUAUCUGAUCAUUUUCUAAAUCUUUGUAAGGAAGCUGUUUCAAACAAACAGCUCAUGACAAAACUCCAGGAAUCCAAGUUUGAUGUCCUUAUUUUAGAUGCCCUAGCUACCUGUGGGGAGCUCAUUGCUCAAAUGCUCCAGAUUCCUUUUCUGUACAGUCUUCGCUUCUCUCCUGGCUACCAAGUUGAAAAGGACAGUGGAGGAUUUGUACUCCCUCCCUCUUAUGUCCCUGUGAUUUUGUCAGGAUUAGGUGGCCAAAUGACAUUCACAGAGAGGGUAAAAAAUAUGAUAUGUAUGCUUUAUUUUGACUUUUGGUUCCAGACAUUUACAAAGAAGAAAUGGGAUCAGUUUUACAGUGAAACUUUGGGAAGGUCCACCACCUUAAUUGAGACAAUGGGCAAAGCAGAAAUGUGGUUCAUAAGAUCCUACUGGGAUCUGGAGUUUCCUCACCCAACCUUACCAAAUGUUGAAUAUGUUGGAGGACUCCACUGCAAACCUGCUAAACCCCUGACUAGGGAAAUGGAAGACUUUGUCCAGAGCUCUGGAGACCAUGGUGUGGUGUUGUUUUCUCUAGGAUCGAUAGUCAGUAACAUGACAGAAGAAAAGGCCAAUGCAAUUGCAUGGGCCCUUGCCCAGAUUCCGCAAAAGGUUCUUUGGCGAUUUGAUGGCAAAAAACCAGCUUCUUUAGGACCCAAUACCAGAAUCUACAAGUGGCUCCCCCAGAAUGACCUCCUCGGUCAUCCAAAAACCAAAGCCUUUAUUACUCAUGGUGGAGUGAAUGGUAUCUAUGAGGCCAUCCAUCAUGGAAUCCCUAUGAUUGGCAUUCCUUUGUUUUCAGAACAGCAUGAUAACAUUGCCCACAUGGUGGCCAAAGGAGCAGCUGUUACACUGAAUAUCAGAACGAUGUCCAGGUCAGAUGUGCUCAAUGCACUGGAAGAAGUCAUUAAUAAUCCUUCGUGAGUAUUACCUUUUAAAAUGUAUAUCCAUCGUUUAUUCAUUCAUGUAUGUAUUUAUUUAUUUGGUUAGUUAUUCAGUCAUUGGCCUUCUUACUGAAAGACAAAUGAGCAAGUACUAUUCUCAGAGUAAUAAUGAUUGUAGAAACUGAGACAACUAAAGGCAUGAUUCAGUGUACACAUUAUUCUCUGGUUGUUAUUGUUUUUAUUUCCAUGUUAUGCUUUAUGUUGCUUUGCUAUGUAAAUCAGGCUCAUCUUAAAUGUUCAACCCCUCUGCUUGGCCAAGAAUUGUAUCCCACCAUAUCUGGCCAACAUUUCUUUUCAAUUAUUUUGUUAUGGUUUUAAAAAUAGUUCAAAACUCAAAUAACUAAUGAGUGAAAAGAAAUUAAACAUUAACCAUGGUAUCAGAUUGGUUACAUAUGGAAGGUAUAGGAAAACAUCACAAAGGAACAACUUGAAUGUUAUAAAAGACACAUGUCAUUUAAAACUUUUGUUAUUGAACAUAAUAUCUAUUAAUGUUUAACUCUGCAACCAGUUGUGUUAAUAUAAAUGUGAAAGUCCAUUAGAGUGAGGCAAAGAUAUAUGGCCAUCAUAAUUUUUCUUUGAUUAAAAAAUCUAUUUGGUUUCCCGGAAAAGUCUUUUUAUCCCAUUUUCAGCAUAAGUAUGUCCUAUAAUAGUUUUGUGUACCCUUUGGACCAGGGUAAGGUUUACUCCUCUCCAUAUAGGCCUGACUAUUGGUGUUAUCGUUAUUUGGAUGUUGUUUAGGCACCCAUGAUGUUAUACUUCAUGAGUGUAACUUUCUUGAUAUUUCUCAAAUGAAAAAGUUCACAGCAGAA